CCCUAAAUCCGCAUGAUAUCGUUUUAUUGAGAUGAUAAUUUAUGGAGAUGAUAAUAUGUAUAUUGAUUAUUAGUUUUGACAUUGGCUACAAAGCACCUGAAAUCAAUAAAAAUUGGGUGGCGAAACUUUAGUAUUUUUGAAGAAUGGUGCGAGUAAUAUCAGUUCAUCAUUUUGCAAAUCAGGACAUCCAUAAAUGUGAGGAACCAUUGGCAGUAACUACUGCUCCACCUGAUCGUUUGCUGUUGGCUCAGGCCCAGCAUGCUGUUGAAGUUCGUGGCUUAGCUGAGGGUGGAGAUGUUCUGUUCACUUUUCCUACUGUAGAUGAAGUACGUCAGAUGGUGUAUUGCUGUAAUGGUGACUACAUUGCAGCCCUUGAACGCAAGCAAAACCGCCAAGGUACAAUCUCCAACUAUGUACGAAUUUACUGUAAAUGGGACGUAGUUAAUAACCCCCCAGACAGCACAUUUCUACAGCAGCCAAUGCGUGCAAGAAUUGCUGGUCAGGUAACACCAAGCAGUGCACAGAUAAGUUCAGGAGGAUUGGAAAUGAUUGAACUGCCUCUGAAAAGAGACCCAAAUGCAGUUGCUUGUUGCCAGGUAACUGGAAAUUUGAUUGUAGUCCUUGACAGAACUUUGGUCCUUUAUUAUUUUAAAGUGAGGGCACAUGAUAUAUCAAGACAGAAAUUUAUAGAUUUUGAAGAAUCUCCAGUAAGUUUGGAAAUGUGUUUCACACCAAUGAAAGUUGAAAUGUGUGAGGAUAUUGUAGCUUGCAUGUCCAAACAGUAUCUGCAUGUGUUCAAAGUGGGACAGUUGGAAAAAGAAAAAAACGUGCAGAAUACUUCCAUUAAAAAUGAGAAGGACAAUGGGACCAAGAAAGAAACAGAUUCUGAAAUUAACUGGGAUUCUCUGCUGGAAGCAGAAUUCAAUAAAAAUUUAGCAAAAGGCAGAGAUGCUUUUGAAGACAACUGGGUUGAGAAGCUCCACAAUAAUUCAUUUCCUCUUACUAUCCACCUGCCAGGAAUAACAACCCAGCAGGGUCAUUGUUCAACAAAUACUUCAACAAAUGAUGGCACACCAUAUAGAAACAUGCCAUUUAAAGUAGCUCCUUUGGAAAUGACAAUUAAUGUGAAGUGUUCAUCACCAUCUGAGGGCCCUUCUGAGGAAACUAGUGUUACAAAUCUGCUACAACUUCAGCUGUAUUCACCAGAAGCUGGAGAUUCAAAUAUGGGUGUACUUGUUGGUCCUGAAGAAUUUCGUUGUUUAGUGGUGAAGCCAAUGUACCUCAGACAAGCUAAACCCCUCCAAAACCAAAAAUCAAACAAGAAAAUAUCAACAAACCACCCAAUGCGGUCACCUUAUUACAAAAAUCUUGGAAGUGUGGUUUGUUUUGUUGCUACACAACAAGAAGGUUUUCUUUAUCAUUUCCCAAUGAUAGCAUCAAGAGAACCCUUGAAGUUACAACAGGCAGCUUGUGUCUCUGUGUAUCCAUUUACAGCACCUGUGUUGCACAUAGCUUUGGAGAGCUAUUUGCUUCAUGCCCUUACAGAAAUGGGACUGGAAACUUACACCUUGAAAUCUUCUCAUCAGUUAAUAAGGGAAAAUGAGUCACUGGACAGUGCUAUAUCUAGAAAAUCUGAUGACCCCGUGUGUUUGGUUGGCUUGCGACCUUUCCUUGGUGUGGAACAUUUAUUGCUUUCUGAUUCAUAUUUAUCACUGUUGGCUUGUUCAGAAGGAUCCAGCAUUAGUAGCCAAGAUUCUCAUAGCACAAACUGGACUUUAUAUUCACUUAAAGUUCCUAGUGCACUAACACUUUAUAAUGAUAUUAUGACUGUUGCAUCACAACACCGUUGGUCAAGUCCUGCAACAUAUUGUCAUCUGUUGACAGAAGCUCACACAAUUUUGCAGAUAGCUGCCCAUACUGUGUCAUGGCUCUCAAAGCAGCACCAUUCAGUUGGCAUAAUUACACCAAAUAUGAAGAAUGAUGAAGCAACCCAACUUGAAGAUACACUAAGAGAAUCAUGUGCUCUGCUCGGAGAUUAUUAUAUAAAUUGUGAUUGUGAAGAAGACUGGACACUUGCAGCUCACUAUUACAAAAUGACUGGCUUCAGCCCCAUAAACAUUAUAGAAAGGGUGAAAAACCUUGAAAUUCCAAAGGAGACUGAUAUAGAGUGGAAAAAAGAGAACCAGCUGAAAGCAUUGAUGAAAUAUUUGAAGACCAGUUUAUUAUUCAUGCAUCAUAAUUCAGACAGCUCAUUUAAUCCAUCCAUCCUAGAUUUUACAAAUACUUUACUGGAUCUGUUUGAGAAGUAUAGUCCAUCUGAAGUUUCUACACUUGUCCUUCAUUCUGCUCUGUUGAGAGAGUAUGCUACUGACAGGGUUCUGAAUGUAAUGAAAAAACAGCUAUCUGUCAGACCAGUGCCCAAGUCAAGUGACGCAUUAGCAUUAGUUUUGUUAUGCAUCCAGAAGGGAUCACCAGAACAAGCAAAUGCUGUCUUAAGCUCUUUUGAACCAAACCAACUUUCAGCUAUACUUUUUGAAAAUAGUGUGCUUCUGUUUGAGACAACUACACCAGUGAAGUCUACGAGCAAGCACGAUUCUGUGUACAGUAGCAGAAGGAAUGACCAGUUAACAACAUUUUCAGAGUUGUCUGUUGUUCUGAUGGAUUCAAAACCUAGAGUACUUGCAGGAGUGUUAUCAGAGUUGGUUGCAUCACAGAAAAUGUCGCUGCAGGAGGUUUUGCAAGUUUUUUUGGAGUAUCUCCCAUCUAGAAUUGGUAUUUCUGGAUCAUCAGCAAGUCUUGUUUUACAAGUUUUCCUGGAAAACUACUUUGGGCAUUAUUUUGAAUUGUAUCCAGAUUGUGACUUCAAAUCUGUGUAUGACCUUCCUGUUAUUGAAGCACUGAAAAUACUGGUGAGGUCUUACCUGAGUGACCUCCAGUGCUAUAAUCUUGCUAGUAAAAAGAAUACCAGUGACAAAAGUUGCACACCUGAAACUCCAGAAGUUAAAGAGAGUGCAGAUAAAUCACCAGUUCUCUUUGAAAGUUGUCGCUUUGUGUUCCUUCAAAAAAUGCCUCCAUUUGCUCCUAAUUUGUCUGAAAAGCUUCUAGCACAUCAGAGAGGUGAAAACACGGAUCCAAAAAUUCAACCAUCAGAUGAAGAUAAAGGCCACAAAAAUGAAAGUCUUGUUAAACUUCAGUGCCUUCUUUGCUCUGGGAAACUUCCAAAGGAGUGUGUUGUAGAAGUUUACCAAUUUGUUCAAACACACCCACAACUUCAUGGAAACCUCAGCCUCCAGGUCCUGUGUGUCUCAACAAAGGAAGCAACGAAUGUUUUGCUGAAUUUCUGUCCUCAAACACUGCUGCAGUUUGCCAAAGACAGAUAUACUGUUGACAGUGAGUACAAACAUUUGUUGUCAUUGUUACACAAGAAAAUCAGUGCAUUGUCUGAUGAGUUACUGAAGCCAUACUACAUGCGAGUAAUGAAUGAAAUUUUAACGUACUUGGCCCAGACAUAUCCAUUGGAAUCUCUAUGCCAAAUGUUACCUGCUGGAACAGAGUCUCAGUAUGCUAGUUUUAUCCACAUGGGCCAACAAGUAACACAUGCCAAUCACAUCAGAUCACUUAUAAUGAUUACUGGCCGACAGCUGUUAGGAACUCUGAAGUUAUGAACUUUUAUGUACCUUCCAGCGUUUUCUUUCCCACUAUUGUAUUUAUUAUUUAAGUUUGCAAUAUGAUAUUUACAUUUCAGGUAUUUAACUGAAAAUACCAUCUAGUGGCAGGUCUAGUGCAUUAUAAGGCUGUGAAAUUAUGCCUGUAUUAGUUGUAAAACAGUGUAUGAAUAAGUUUAUAAACAGUUUACAAUCAUUAUAGCAAUUGUGGCAUCAUAUUGGACUGCCACAUCUAUAAAACAUAAUAUAUAAGCCAAGGACCUUCCACCAUUGUGUUCCUUUUUUAUUCUAUUGACUGCAAGAUUUUGCACCACUAUUAGUAUUUUAAAAGCAACAUAUCACUUUUUGGUAUUUCUUAAAAAUUUUACAGUACUCAAAAGUUAUUACAUGUAUGGUAAAUGAACUGUAACUGGUAGAAUUAUAUUUUAUAAAGAAGCCCACUGUGAGCUCAGACAUAGCAGGAGCUAUUCUUGAUCACUUGAUAACAUAAAGCCAUUUUCAAAUCCAAAGAGCUUCUUAAGCAGUAUGUAGAGUGCAGCAGUCACAGAAAAUGCCUUUGUGGACAUGAGCUACAGUUUGCUAUUAUUAUUAUUAUUGUUAAGUUUAUUGCCUUAGAAAAAAAUGGAGGAUGCCUGUGAAAUAAUUUACAGAUGUCUAAAACAAAGUAGUGAGUGAUACUUUUUCUGUUGUUAAAUUAGGUGAUGAGAAAUGUGGUAGUUAGUGUUAUAAAUAUGCACGAUGAUUACUGAGCAUCAUGUGCUCUGAUGGGUGGUGAAAGUGAAUAUAAAACAUACUGAAUUCAGCGUCAUAUUAUACCAUCCACAUCCGAACUAGACAGCAAAUGACUUCUGUAGAAAAUAGUUGCACAAUGAACAAUUGCUGUCAGUGAAUAACUUCUGAGCCAUAAAAAACAGUAAUAAAUUGGACAAUACUGGAAAGUAGCUUGUUUCUCUCUCUCUCUCUCUCUCUCUCUCUCUCUCUCUCUCUCUCUCUCUCUCUCUCUCAGACAUAAUACAGUUGUGCUGCCACUUCGGUCAGGGCAGAUGGUAAGUACAAUUAUGCACUUGUGUUUCUAAGUAAUUAAUGUUCUUUGCAGUAGAAAUAUAUCAGUGUGGAAUUCAUUGAAAUAUAGAGUGGGAAAAACAGAAGUGAAAAAUAGGACAGUGUGUUUUAAUUUACAGUAUUGGUAAAUAGCCUGGUAGCAAUUGAACAGUAUACUAAGGAUAAAUCUCAAAAAAUUUAAGGAAAGCUUUUAUUAAGAUGAAAGCCUUCAUUUUAAUGCCAAGAGAGGGAGAGAGGAGAUUAAACUCAUCAUUUCGUUUAACAAAUGUCAGGGCUUUAGGAAUGUUUGUUAAUGCAAAUUUGUAACAUUUGUGACUUUUUUAUAGAAGCAAAAUGCAUUAAAAUGAUCAAAAUUGCAGUUAAAUAUCGAAAUCAUACAAAGCUUUGCUUCUUUAGCAGUGGAAGGAAGUCCCAUAAUCAAAAGAUAAUAUGACAUUUUUCACAAACUGUGAAAGUUGAUCAUCAUCUAGUAACACAAAAUGCAGAAAGAAAGAAAAGGGCAGACACUGUUACUAUUACUUGAGCAAAUGUGUCAUGGAAGUGUUUUGAGUGCAACUCAUUCACUACAGUAUGAGAAACAAUCCCAUUUAGAACAUGCAGAAAAAACCAACAGUGAAUACUGUCAUGCUGCACCAUAAAGCAUGUAUGCCAUGGCUCACAUACUAGGGAAGUGGACAUAUGUAAUUAUUAAAAUGAGAAACACCACCUAUCAAUCUUACAAAUAAUGUGACACUUGAAGCAUUAAGACAAAGGCUUAAAAAAUAAAGAACUUCUCUCCUCUCUCUCUCUCUCUCUCUCUCUCUCUCUCUCUCUCUCUCUCUCUCUCUCUUUUUCUCGAUAUUGAUUAUGUUAACACUUAUCUCAUAAAUUCCAGCAAUGAAACAUGACCACCAUUAUGUUUCCCUCAUUCCCAGUAAAUCAUACACUUGGGUUGUUUGGGCAUUGAAGUAUAUCUUGAGUGUUGAUUUUAGACCAAUGUGAGAGGUACGUAACUGUGUACCAUUUAAAGUAGCUUGGAAUCAGCACCCAAAAUAUGUUUCAGUGUAGUCAGACUGACAAGAUAGAUUUAAUGAUUUACUGGAAAUUAGUGAAACAUAAGGCUGCUGAAGUUUCAUCUACUCUAUCUAACUUACUGCUAUCUGUUAAAAUGUUCUGAACAUUUAAAGACUACAGUGGGUAUAAUUUUUAAUAUGGUGCUACUUAAAUAUGCAGUACAUUUGUUUGCAUCUGAGGUUUCCCUUUUGAAUAACUUGUCACUUUAGUUGGCACCUAAAGUUGUGUGCCCUCAUAGUCACUUGUAUUAUUGGACUUUAAGAUGUUCCUAAAUCAUAGCUACUCAUUGAAAAAAUAAAGUUAUCAUAAUAAAAAAAAUUGGCCCUUUCUUCCUUUGUCGCGCGAUUUCAAUUCUUAUCUAUUUUUUUCAGUUACGAGAAACUGUAAUCUGUGUUCUGUGUUGGGAGGGACUGUUGAAACUAAACUUUCAUGGAAAAUUAAAAUUGUAAUCUGAAUUAGUAAAUUAAACCAGGUUGCUAACAUCCGCUUGCAAUAAGCCCAACUGAAUCAAUAAACUAAUGACAUUACCACUUACCAAAAAACCAUCAGUGCCAGAAGUCUUGCACACAAGUGAAAUUAAAGGCUAAUUUUUAUAUCUGCUUCCAGUACAUGUGUCUCUUUGCACUGAAAUGCUUCAUGAAGAGUGCCAUAGCUGAUGUUCUGUUUUAUAAUAGUUGAUGGCUGGUUUCUCCAUGAUGAUGUCUUCUUUUAUUAUUUUUUGCAUUUUCUUUCAUUGGAUGAUGUCGCUUCUCAAAGUGUUUUAAGCAGUUAUUAUUAACUGAAUUGGAAGAGCGAGAUAGUGGUGCUUAUUGUGGUUAAUUAUGUUUGGAAAACCCAAAGAAUAUUUAAGAUGAACUUUAAAGAAAUGGGGAAGCUGUUAAAAACAUAUUUUAGCUGAAAUGUACAGAAAAAGUUGUGUAUGAUGAGUCUUCUCCUUCCUGUUUUUGUUUGAGUAAGUGACAGCUUCUGUGGAGUCCCUGUUUUGAAUGCUGCACUGUUUACACAAAUUAAUUGAAAGAUGGUCUUAAGAAUCUAUUGUGAAGAUUGGUACUGUUUCUCAGAAUUAGAAUUUAAAAUGAUGAGAAAAAAUGGAAUGAACUUGCCCAUUACUUAUAGAACAAUAUUCCAUUGAAAUAUGCAUCUCAAAAACAAAAAUAAUUUUUAAUGUUGAAGGUUUUGAUGUUGGUGUAUUGUAUAUUCAUAAAAAUUAUGAGAAAAUUCAUACUUUUGCAGUUUGUGAGUUUCUCUCCACUGCUAAAUUUAAAGGAAAAAAAGCAUCUUCUGGAGAUGAGAUACACGUUGGUACAUUAACUGGAAUUAACUGAACAUACAGUGAUAAAAACAGAAAUCCUUAGCACAGAAAGCUUUUGUUUACAUUUUGUGCGGCCUAAUACUUUUUGUAAUUACGGAUAUAUCAGUAACAGUUCUAUAUAAAUGAAUCACGACUGGUAAGCAGUGAUCUUAAAUGCAGGUUAUAAUUACAGAGCAAAGUCUUCCUUCUGGCUGAGAAGAAAAUUAAGUUUUUGACAUCAUAACAGUGAAUUGCACCUCUUUAUAACCUGAGAGUAUUUUUGCUGUGAUGUGACUGCAUAGCAAACUUUCCUAAGUUUUACGGAAAUGAUGUAUGAUGAAUGUCUGCCGUUUUCCAUGAUAUGCCAGUAGUUAGUUAAUGUAUUCAGUAACAGAUCUCUUUAACUGUUAAAAGCCUUUCAGUCUAGUGCCUUUACAAGAGUUUUAACUAUACUGUACAAAAUAUUUCUGUUCAUUGCACUUCAGAGUCUGGCUUUUAUUUAUGAUGUAAAGUCUGUAGUAAUAUACAUGUGUUUCAUUUGAGGUUGUUAAUUUAGUUGUUUACAAGGACUAAAGUUUGAAAUAAGGAAACUAUGUCAAUAAUUUGGGUUCAGACCAUAAAUGAGAAAAGUUAUAAUUUUGUUAUAGUUUGUUUUUGUGCACCAACUCUGUAGUAUGUAGAACUGUGUUAGUUUACUGUAAAUUAUAUCACUGUACAUCUUGUACUGUGCAUAUCUCAUGUUAUAGUAUUUGUUUUAUUUGUGUACUAGU
This is a messenger RNA of Schistocerca piceifrons (Central American locust), 7841 nucleotides long. Its product is annotated as Hermansky-Pudlak syndrome 3 protein. Gene Ontology annotation, biological process: organelle organization. The coding region runs from base 144 to 3665 and encodes 1173 amino acids. The transcript has 17 exons. The record is from RefSeq and is a predicted model, not a curated record. Gene Ontology annotation, cellular component: cytoplasm. NCBI's taxonomy places the organism in Eukaryota, Metazoa, Arthropoda, Insecta, Orthoptera, Acrididae.